Messenger RNA from Budorcas taxicolor (takin), 1110 nucleotides. It is a transcript of the gene CXCR3, whose product is annotated as C-X-C motif chemokine receptor 3. Gene Ontology annotation, cellular component: membrane. The record is from RefSeq and is a predicted model, not a curated record. Bases 1 to 1110 code for a protein of 369 amino acids. The transcript has a single exon. Gene Ontology annotation, molecular function: C-X-C chemokine receptor activity. Gene Ontology annotation, biological process: chemotaxis; inflammatory response; immune response. Lineage: Eukaryota; Metazoa; Chordata; Mammalia; Artiodactyla; Bovidae.
AUGCCCUCCCUCCCUCCGCAGAUGAGUGAACGCCAAGAAUUCCAAGCCUCUGAGUUUGCCUACCUCCUGGAAAACUCUUCCUAUGACUACGGAGAAAAUGAGACCUACUUCUGCUGUACUUCCCCACCCUGCCCACAAGACUUCAGCCUCAACUUCGACCGCACCUUCCUGCCCGUCCUCUACAGCCUCCUCUUUGUGCUGGGGCUUCUGGGGAACGGCGUCGUGGCAGUCGUGCUGCUGAGCCAGAGGGCGGCCCUGAGCAGCACUGACACCUUUCUGCUGCACUUGGCCGUGGCCGACGCACUGCUGGUGCUGACACUCCCUCUCUGGGCAGUGGAUGCAGCCAUCCAGUGGGUCUUUGGCUCUGGCCUCUGCAAAGUGGCGGGUGCACUCUUCAACAUCAACUUCUAUGCAGGGGCCCUCCUGCUGGCCUGCAUCAGCUUCGAUCGGUACCUGAGCAUUGUGCACGCCACCCAGUUCUACCGCCGGGGCCCCCCAGCUCGCGUGGCCCUCACCUGUGUGGCAGUCUGGGGGCUCUGUCUGCUCUUUGCGCUCCCAGACUUCAUCUUCCUGUCCUCUCACCAUGACAACCGCCUCAACGCCACCCACUGCCAGUACAACUUCCCGCAGGAGGGCCGCACGGCUCUGCGCAUCCUGCAGCUGGUCGCGGGUUUCCUGCUGCCCCUGCUAGUCAUGGCCUAUUGCUACGCCCGCAUCCUGGCUGUGCUGCUGGUCUCCAGGGGCCAGCGGCGGCUCAGAGCCAUGCGGCUGGUGGUGGUGGUGGUGGUGGCCUUCGCCCUCUGCUGGACCCCCUACCACCUGGUGGUGCUGGUGGACACCCUCAUGGACCUGGGGGCCUUAGCCCGCAACUGCGGCCGGGAGAGCCGUGUGGACGUAGCCAAGUCAGUCACGUCGGGCAUGGGCUACAUGCACUGCUGCCUCAACCCGCUGCUCUACGCCUUUGUGGGUGUCAAGUUCCGAGAGCGGAUGUGGGUGCUACUCAUGCGUCUGGGCUGCCCUGACCAGAGGGGCCACCAGCGGCAGCCGUCAGCUUCCCGCCGAGAUUCAUCCUGGUCUGAGACCACAGAGGCCUCCUACUCAGGCCUGUGA